AUGAAAAAGUUUAAACUUUAUGUUGGCAAGAUCACUGUGAGAAGAGCAAGAGCUAAAAUGUUGAAAGAUAUAAUGGUUGACCAUGUUGUGGAAUUUGGAAGAAUACUUGACUACAAGAAUGAAGUGUUGAGGACCAAUCUAGGGACCAAUUGUGUUGUAAAAGUUGGUGAACCUGAUGCAGAAGACAAAACGAUAUUUCAGAGUUUUUACAUCUGUUUUGAUGCUUUAAGGAAGGCAUGGAUACAUUGUAGGAAGUGCAUAGGCUUAGAUGGUUGUUUCCUUAAAGGUGUUUGUAAAGGCCAACUGUUAGUUGUUGUGGCCAAUGAUGAAAACAACAUGUCUGAGUGUUUUAAUGCAUUGAUCUUGGCUGCUAGACACAAGACCAUCAUUACUAUGCUUGAAGAAAUAAGAGUGAAGAUGAUGACAAGAAUAGCCAAAUUAAGGGAGUUCCCAAGUACUUGGAAGUGUAAUUUCUCUCCAAUGGCUCUGAAGGUUUUAGAGGAGAACAUUAGUAGGUCUAUGGACUGUACCAUUGGGUUUAAUGGAGUUGCUGGAUUUGAAGUGAAAGAAGGGCUUCGUCAGCACAAAGUGGAUAUUGCUAGGAGAAAUUGUAGUUGUAGGGUGUGGCAGUUAAGGGGCAUACCAUGUCCACAUACUGUGAAUGCAUUAUACUUUAAGAAGUUUUCUCUUUAUGACUAUAUAGACAACUGCUACAGUAAGAAAACUUACUUGAGGACUUAUGCGAAUGUUAUUGAACCACUCACAAACAUGAAAAUGUUGCCAGUUUCUACAAACCCUACCAUUGAGCCAUCAGAAAUCACAAACAUGUUUGGUAGGCCACCUAAGUCUAGAAGGAAAGAAGCUGAAGAAACUAAGAAAUCUGGGAAGCUUCCUAGGACUGGACUUGCAAUGACCUAG
Molecule: messenger RNA, 918 nt
Organism: Solanum stenotomum
Lineage: Eukaryota; Viridiplantae; Streptophyta; Magnoliopsida; Solanales; Solanaceae
Exons: 2
Coding region: 1-918 (305 amino acids)
Molecular function (GO): zinc ion binding
Source: RefSeq, a predicted model, not a curated record